This is a messenger RNA of Austrofundulus limnaeus, 3680 nucleotides long. RefSeq names its product transcription factor 20. Gene Ontology annotation, cellular component: nucleus. Lineage: Eukaryota; Metazoa; Chordata; Actinopteri; Cyprinodontiformes; Rivulidae. The record is from RefSeq and is a predicted model, not a curated record. Gene Ontology annotation, biological process: regulation of transcription by RNA polymerase II. The coding region runs from base 215 to 2950 and encodes 911 amino acids. The transcript has 5 exons.
ACAUUGUUCCAUCAAACUUGACAAACUGCUGCUUUUUGGAGUAGUGUGUUCCUGGAAAGUGAGUAUUUAAUUGAGGGCUUUCUGUAUUUUUACUUUUUUAGUAGAAUCCCUGAGAAAAGAUGUGUUGUUAAAGGAGAUGCGGGGUGUGAUGGACUCUUAGCUGGACAUUUAAAAGAAGAAAAACAGCUACGAUUUCUUCUCCUGUCCGGCUGUUAUGGAGCAGCCACCUGGGAGCUUAGACGAUCUACGGCCUCAGGACGUCUCCACCUCCAGCACACCCACCGUGAUCGACUUGUCCAGGAAAGAGGAGGAGCAUGUCCUCGUCUCCACGCCUCACGACAUCCUGCGAGUGGUCAAGAGCCCUGGCUGGUACCCAGACUCCAGGACCACCGUCGAGACUGGCUCCUCUGAUGUCCCACCCGGGGGACAGCUUCAACCAGACAAUGCCUUAUCCCACACUACAGUCACCGUGUCUUACGUGAGCAGGUCUCACGUCUUCGCCGCUCACAACUCCUUAUCUCAGCAUUUGCCUCGUUACAGCGUGUCGCCUAUCAGCACGUUUUCUUUUCACCCUCAUGGUGACACAGAUAACCGGCUCGGGGAGACCAGCUACGCACCGAACCAGCAUCACUCGGAGCAGACGGAGGAGCCUGUCGACCUUGCCUUGCAGAGUGAACCGUUUCACCCAUUUUUGCAGGCUCCUUCAGGACCAGACAGUGGUGUGAGGGGAGGCUUUGCACAAGAGCCUGUUGGGUUGAAUGGUGAAGACAUUUCUGUUAAAGGAUUCGCAGAUGAGCCCUUAGGAGAUGAUGAGGAGCGUAGGAUUCAAGAAAACGCCAGGAAUGGUUUGGAGAACGGUCAGCGUGACGGCUGGUCAAGUUCCGGAGCACUUAGUGAAUCUUCACCAGAGACUCUAACUCCUGCCAGAGAGGAGGACGAGAAGAGGGGGAGCUCCGAUGUGCUCUUCGUUAUGUCUGAGAAGCAGGACUCAGAAGUGGUUUCGCACGGCGUAGGUCCUAGAAAUCUGUGUUCACCAAGCAGGGAGUAUAGGAGUCCUUUGGAGGACCCCAUCUCCCCAUCUGCUACCUCACUGGAUGGUGUGGAGGAUGUGAUCCUGCUCCCUCAGGCCUCCAGCUCACCCAGCGCUGAGAUCGCUUAUCCAGAGAGAGAUGAGGGGGGCUUGGAAAAGCCCACCCACCUGAGCUCUUGUGUCAUCCCUGACUCCAUGAGUUUAGAUUCAAGUAAUGUGACUGGAGAACCAACCCAUGGAUGGAAAGCCCUGUCUGAACCUUUGACAGAUGAUUUGGAAAACAGUAAGGUUGUUUUUCGUGUUAACGGGAAUGCACAGACACUAGAGACGACUUUAAAGGAAAGAAAACUCCCAUUCCGUUCUAGUAGAGGGACUCGCCUGGAGGCAAUAGUCAUGAAUAUAAAUUCAAGCCGGUAUAAAGUAUCCGGACGCAUACACGCCAAUAAAAAAAACGUUGCCUCCAAGCCUACAACUCCAGAUUUAACUUUAAGCCCUUCAAAGAGGAGUGCCAGUUUGUCUAAAAGAAGAGGCAAAGUGAAAACUCCUUUGUCUGUGAAACAAAAAGUGACAGUGAAAAAAAGUAAAUGUAGUAACAUUAAGCCUGUCUCUUGCAAAGACUCCACUUCUGUUUCUGAACCAAACAAGUUAAAGAAGUCUCGUAAUGUUGCACUUACAAAAGCUCCUCAGUUGGGGAGGUCAAAACAAGAACCGGUACAAGCACCUCAGAUUAACACCAUAAAGUGUAAAAGGAAAGCCUCUGCUGUCCAGAGGAGAUCGAAGAAGGAGCCAGAGCCGCGCCCUCAGCCUCAGCCACCAGCGGAAAUAAAAGUGCCAAGGUUUUCAUCCCCUGCGCCACAAUCCAAAUCUCCAAAGAACGACCAAGGCAAAACCAAAAGUGAAUCUCCGCGUAGCAAAGUGUCUCCCACUGUCAAGACGAAGCCAGCUCGUACUCCUAAACGGAGGCGGAAGAAACCCAGGCGGAGCCUGACGUCUUCUAUCUUCUCUCCAAAGGAGCCUGAGAUAAAGCUCAGAUACGUCAACUACAAAGAGGAGAGGAGGGACCCGAGGUUAGACGCUUUCUCUCCUUUCGUUCACGUUGAGCGUCGGGAGUCGUCGCCUUCACUGUGCACUCUGAUCAACUACCCCGAGGAAGUGAAGGCGCAAGCGAAGAAGGGCCAGCUGCAGCAGGCUUUUGUUUCUCCAGCUGUUCCCAGCACUUCCUGCCUGCGGCUGGGACGGCUGUCCAAGCACAGCCAGCACCAACGCGCCUUCAUCUGCUGCCUGUGUGGCCGCUCGGCCAACGCCAUGGACUUGGGGGACCUGCAUGGACCGUAUUACCCUGAAGGGUACAUGCCGAGCACCAAAGCACCAGCCAGUGGCUCGGGCCUCAAGGAGGACGAGGACGAUUACAGCGAUUCAGACUCUUCGUCCUGCAGUGUGAGGGCCAGGUCGUGGGGCCUCAUGCGGGCAGCUCGGCUGAAGCAGGAGGGCCUCCUGGGGAGCCGCAGGUGGGCUGGGGAUGGCAGGAGCAGCCCAGCAGUUAAGCGGCCACGCUCUGACAUGGGCCCAGCAGAUGUGCAGGACUGGUACAGCCCACCUGYGCUGCCUCAGGAGCCCUGUGAGUACUGGCUCCACGAGGACUGCGGCAUCUGGUCUGCAGGUGUGUUCCUUGUGAAGGGCAAAGUCUACGGGCUGGAGGAGGCUGUCAAGGUGGCCCAGGAGACGGUGUGUUCGGCGUGUCAUACAGCAGGGGCGACACUUGGCUGCUUCUUCAAAGGCUGUGCUAACAAAUACCACUACAGGUGUGCUCUGGAGUCAGCAGACUGUGUCCUCGUCGAAGAGAAUUUCUCCAUGAAAUGUAAGAAGCACAAGAAUAAGACAUUCAAAGCACCACCAGGGAGCCGGCGGGGCGUCAGCUGAUGUUCUACAGCAGCCUUCUGAGGUCCGUAUGUUCCAUAAACCUGUCUGAUACACCACCACUUCAGAUUCUGACUGAAGCAAAUUAAUUUGCUUUACAACUUUAUUAGUAAAGCACAUUUUGCACCACAGCAGACCAAAGAGCUGUACAGAAUCAGUGUUCCAACACAGCUCAAAAGACCACAGAAAACAAUAAAAACAAGGACAAAAAACGAAGUAAAAACAGGAAAUUAACAAUGAGAUGCCUAAAACACAAGUUAAAUUCUACAAUGAUCUACGCCAACAUGAGGAAGUUUCCUUGUAGUUUAUUUUCUGUUGCUGCUGCCCAGAAUCAACUGCAGGAAACCACAAUAACUGAAGUUACUGCUGUGGAAAAAUCAGGAAACGUGUGUUUUAUAAAAAAUACAAAUAAAGUAGGAAAAAAUGACAAGUAUUACCUUUUUUUAGUCAUUAUUUUGAUGUUUUGCUUCUUUCUGUUUUUUUUUUUUCAAAUAAAAACAGAAAAGUACUAAAUACCAAAUACUCCAGAUAAAAUGAGUAAAAAAUGAAAAAGGUCCUCUGUAAAAAUCCACUUCUUUGCAGAGCGAUGAUGAACAGAAUGCCAGUCGUUGAUCACCAGAUGUUACCGCAGCCGAGAUCCUAAAGCAGAAAAUUCUCUGUUUCCAGGAAUAUUGUAUUUUAUUAUGACUGUUCUGUAUUCUACAUUUCUGUUUCUCCGACACUACCCUUAUCA